AAUAAAGUGAAGAAAAGAGUGCAGGCAGGGUGGGGUGGGUGAAGAAAAGUGAUAGCAGGAGUGAUUUGUUAUAAAACGGGUUAAGUGUGUAAGUGAACAUUUAGAAGAUGGUGGUGAGUCCUGCUAUGUUGUAUGGUUUAGAGACAGUGGCAAUAACAAAAAGACAGGAAGUGGUUCUGGAGGUAGCAGAGUGGAAGCUAAGAUUUUCAUAGGGUGUGAUAAGGAUGGACAAGACUAGAAAUUAGUUCAUUAGAGGAUGCUUUGGGAGUCAAGGUUGAGAGAGGUAUAAUUGAGAUAAUUGGUUAUGUCCAGAGCAGAGACAUGUGGUAAAGUCAAGGGAUGGAAGAAUGCUAAGGAUGGAGCUGCCAGACAGGAAAAAAAGAAGAAGGCCAAGGAGGAGGAUUGUAGAUGUAGGUGGUGAGGGAAGACUUGCAGGUGGUUGGUUUGUAAGGAGUCAGAUGUAAAGAACAGAGUGAUUUGGAGAUAAAUUGCAAGGCUAGAUUAUUCUGUCAGUAAAUGCAGAUGAUUAGGUGAGUGAGGACCCAAAUGCAGGAUGCCACAGGAGUAAGGUAAAAACAGGCAUGAAUAUAAGGCAAACUGAGCAAAGGGGCAAGGCAAAAACAAAGUCCAAAAACAGUCCAGGGUCAAAACAGGUAAAUAGGGCAAUGCGGGGAAAGACAAAACCAAAAUGGAAAACACAGUCCAAAAAAUCAAAAGCCAGCAAACUGAGCAAAAUAGGGCAGAGCAAAACACAAACGAAAACCAGUCCAGAGUUCAAAACCAUAACCAUAGCAGAACAGGGGUCAGGAACAGGAUCAGAAACAGGAAUUCAGAGCAGGCAGAGUGACAAGAAAUAAUCCCAGGGACUUUAGGAAGCCAGCGCCGUGUGCCGGGAAGAUCCUGAUACAGCCAAAAGAAAGAAAAAUAGUAUAUUAUCUUUUUUUUUUUAUAAAGAUUUGUUCUGUUUUCUAAGAAAUAUAUCUGUUUCAAUAGGAUGAUUUUACAUGUAUUAUUAAAGAUUAUUAAAAAAUUGUAAUAAUUGUAUUUUUAAAAUUCACUCUGUAAAGUUUCUUUUUCUUCCUCUUUUGUUCAUUUUUACUUAUUGAACCCAAUCUAUAUUUGCCUUUCCAGUGUUGCCAUUUUUAUACUAUAGGUACAGUAAUAGUAAUAAGCCAGAAGAUAUUUCUGACAACAUAUACCCAACAGCUACCAAGUUCACUGGACACUUUUGAGAAUUAAAAAAACAACAACUUGAAUUUACCAAUUGGUAGAAGCUUCCAAAUCCUACAUCCUCUCUCCUUAAUGUUUUUCAUAGUUUCUGUUUUGUGUGUAUAAGCAUAAUUUUUUUUCCAGAAAACAAUACAGUUUUAACCUUCAGAAGGUCAGUCUUUAAAAUGGCAUUAGCUUAUUAAUGUAGUGUAAGGGAUUUUUGAAAGAUCAAAUCUAGCUACAGAGAAACUAACAGGAAGCCAAUAAACAGUGUUAUAGUGAUUGCAUUGUGAAGGUGUUGCUGUGUGGGGGAUAAGAUGCCACUUCUACUUCCUGUACAACAACAUUUUAGAUAGUCACAGAAAGUUGAUCUUAGAUUGGAGGCUACAGCGGAGAGUGUAGAGAUCGAGAUCUAAAAUACAUUGAAGGCUUUUUUGUAGAUCCAGCAUCUUUACGAGAGGGAACAAAAAGAAAGAUGAAUGAAGAAGUUUAUGAAAAUUACUCAGGAGCUUCUGCAGAUAGCAGGGCAGAUGAUCCAAAGGACAUUGAAAAUUCGUAUGAAGACAUAUAUGCAAAUAAAGUUCCAGAAACUCAAGUGACCAGAAGCAAUGAUGGAACUAUUUUAAGAAGCAAUAAUGGAAUUAUUUCAGAACCCAGCAGUUCAGGAUACAGAUGUUUCAGAGUGACUGUGUUUUGUCUGCUAAUGCUGGUUGUUUUCUUGCUGGUUGUCAUCACCAUACUGUGGGUCAAAUUUAAUAACCUGACUGUAGAAAGAGGCCAGUUGGAGACCAGUUUCAACAAUCUGACUAUAGAGAGAGACCAGUUACAGAGCAGUUACAACAACCUUAAUAUGGAAAAAAGUCAGUUACAGACCAGUUACAACAACCUGAAUAUGGAAAAAAGUCAGUUACAGACCAGUUACAACAACAUGGCUGUUGAGAAGGAACGUCUUUCUCAAAUGAAGAAAGACAUUACCACACCAGGAUGGAGAUACUUCAGCUCCAGCAUUUACUACAUCUCUGCUGAGAAGAAGAGCUGGAGUGAGAGCAGAAAGGACUGCCAGGGGAGAGGAGCAGACCUGGUGAUCAUAAACAACAGUGAGGAACAGGAAUUUGUUGAGGUGUGGAGAAGAAAUCAAGGUGUUUGGAUUGGUGCAAAUGACAGAGACAGUGAAGGGACCUGGAAAUGGGUGGACGGUACCACAGUAAUAAAUGGUUUCUGGAAUCCGGGUGAACCAAACAAUAAAUGGGAUGAGGACUGUGCUAUGUCUGGCUUUCACUCUGGGAACGGAAAAUGGGUUGAUGUUUCUUGUAACAACAAUUAUAUUUGGAUCUGUGAGAAAAAACUUAAUAUGUGAAAUGUUGCAUAUAAGUGAAAAACACAAAUGUUGAAUUUUAUUGCUUUUAUGUACAUACUGGUAGAAAGAGAAAUGAAGUGAAGCCCCAACCUGUUUCUAGGAAAAAAAGGUACGCUUGAUGACUAUUAUUGAUUUCUGUGAUAACACUGUAAAUCUCGAUUUUACAUAUUUCUGCUCAUAUUUCUACUUUUAUAUUAAAUCUUAACAUUAUAUAUCAAAUCCUAAUAUCUAAUCUUUCUUACUAAAAGUGCUUUAAAAGUUUUUUCUGAAUUUCUACAAAGUGAUUUGUAGAGUUUGUUUCUGAUAUUCAUGUUAAUGAGUCUAUAACAAGUAAUAAAUGUGUUUGCAGAAAAUGGGCUUGGUGGCAAUUUUUUUUUAAUUCAGGCAAAAAUUAAUCAUCCAUUAAUAAUUUUUCAAUUCAAGUCCAAAACAAUUUUUGUUAGGACUGGAAAUAAGAAAAAAAAAUCCCCAGUGUUAGAAAACAAGCCCCACACUCUCUUGAACCAGCUGAGGCAGGCAA
Molecule: messenger RNA, 3086 nt
Organism: Silurus meridionalis
Lineage: Eukaryota; Metazoa; Chordata; Actinopteri; Siluriformes; Siluridae
Product: hepatic lectin-like
Exons: 5
Coding region: 1685-2566 (293 amino acids)
Molecular function (GO): signaling receptor activity
Source: RefSeq, a predicted model, not a curated record